Molecule: messenger RNA, 3556 nt
Organism: Saccostrea cuccullata (small rock oyster)
Lineage: Eukaryota; Metazoa; Mollusca; Bivalvia; Ostreida; Ostreidae
Exons: 8
Coding region: 14-3556 (1180 amino acids)
Source: RefSeq, a predicted model, not a curated record
GACGAAAUCAAAUAUGGCAGGAGAACUUGGAAAAGAAGAUACGACAAGCGACCAAGCUUUGCAGGAAUUAAUGGCAGACAAUAGUUCCCAAAUGCAGCCAACCAAAAAACGAAUCAGAACGUCACUCACGAUAUUCCGUACCUAUCUUCUGGAGAAAAACCUUAAACAGAGUGUCGAGAAAACAUAUUCCCCCGAGCAACUAAACACAGUGUUGACAAAUUUUUAUCUCGAAAUGAAGAAGCCUGAUGGGAAGAAUUACGCUGGAACGUCCUUAAAGUCCAUCCGAUAUGGUCUACAGAAACAUUUUCUGAAGUUAAGAAACGAGGAUAUCGUUCGUGAUGAGAAAUACUCAAGUUGUAAUGAGACUUUUAAGACGUUAGUCAAAAUAAUGACUGAAGAAACUGAAGUUCAGAAACAGAGAAACUCCAUACAUCCAGAUGACGUAGCCAAGCUCUACAACACGGCAUUCUCGACAGAUUCACCAAAAGGGCUCCAGAGGAAGACCAUAUUUGAGUUUAUUUACUAUUUUUGUGACAGGGGACGCGAGCAUCUGAGAAGGGUAUGCAAAGAGGAUUUCGUGUUCUCCCAAGACAGUGCCGGAAGGGAAUAUGUGACCGUUAAAGGGAGAUACUCUAAGAGGGAAAGUCGUGAACAAGCGGACUCCGAGUCAGUGAGGAUGUAUAGCCGACCUGGGGACCCCACGUGUCCUGUUAGAUCUUUUAAGAAAUAUUUGAGGAAACUGAACCCGAUGAACCCGUGUUUCUGGCAGCGACCAAAGAGGACGUACUACCAGUCUGAUGCGGUAUGGUACGAAAAUGCGCCGCUUGGAAAAAACACACUGUCUGCACUUAUGUUUAAUCUAAGCGAGGAAGCCAAGCUUAGUAAGAAAUACAGCAACAGUAGCAUAAGAGCCACCGAUUUAACAGAACUAGAGUAUCAAUCAGAAUUAACAAGACUGGACCACCAAUCAAAUUUAACAAGACUAGACCACCAAUCACAUUCAAUAAGACUGGACCACCAAUCAAAUUUAACAAGACUGGACCACCAAUCAAAUUUAACAAGGCUGGAUGAUCAACCAGAGACUACUAAUGUGAUAUCAACAGUAAUAUCUGAUCUGAGUCACCAAAACUCUUGUGCAGAUUGUGAUAACAAGACACGUACCCCUAUCCUGAAUGAGUAUAGAAAUAUUUUGAUUGGAGAAGCAGCCAUCGCCUGGAAGCAGCUGAUUGGACGAUUUGACUUCUGUCAUGACAGUGAGCUAGCCAGUCAUCUGAUUGAGGUGCAUGAAGUGUAUUGUAUGAGCAAGGGCGUCUGUCCUCUGGAGAGAACACGUGAUUUACAGAACUCUGAUCUUGUCUGCAGGACAUUAGGUCAGACUCCAACAAAACGCUCUGGAGAGAGAGAAGAAAUGUCACUAAAGUUAGAAGUUGAUGAAGUGGAUGAUUCUGUCGAUGAGGACUUGAGUGGUGACAGUGACCUUGACCUUCCAAGUGAAGAGGAAAUUGAAGGAAAAGAAGAACCAUACUUUUUGGAUAAUAUCUCGCUAGAUCCUGUAUCUACUCAGCAAGCCAAAAGCAGGGUACCUCAUACACACAGUGAAUCACUGGACUCUGGAGGACAUGACUCCUCCCACAUAACCACAGAAGUCAAACAAGAACCGGUGGAAAGUAAUUCAGAAGCUGGGAGUUUUACAGUGACAAAUAACUCAUUGGGUACUGGUGAAGUGAUAGGGAAUCAAACUUUCCAAACAAAGCCAGCUAGUGUCAGUGCAGCACAGACUUCACUACUGACCACACUGAAACACACAGUGAUCACAAAACAGACUCAGAACACAAAUACAUGUACAACACAAUCACAUCAAGGUCAAAGGUCACCACCUUUUAGAUUUAGUUCUGCUCAGGGUGUGAAAAAAGAAGAUCCACCAACUGGCUUACUUAAUCUUUACACAGAACAGAAAGGCAGUACCUUGUACAUAAAGAAGGGAACCACUCCAAACUCAAUUCUUGUAUGUUCCAAGAAUGCUGGAUCAUUCCAACCAGCAACACUAAACCUACUCACUAAAUCCGAAACACAAAGUUCUUCCGCACUAGAGAGAUAUAGGGUAUUGCCAAAUGUAGGUCAUCCUGCCCCAGUUUCCUGCCAACCUGUAUCAACCUCUUCAAAAUUAGGUCGGCCUGCUCGAGUUUCCUGCCGACCUGUAUUAACUUCUUCAAAAUUAGGUCAGCCUGCCCCAGUUUCCUGCCGACCUGUAUCAACCUCUCCAAAGUUAGGUCAUCCUGCCCCAGUUUCCUGCCAAUCUGUAUCAACCUCUUCAAAAUUAGGUCAACCUGCUCGAGUUUCCUGCCAACCUGUAUUAACCUCUCCAAAAGUAGGUCAUCCUGUCCCAGUUUCCUGCCAACCUGUAUUAACCUCUUCAAAAGUAGGUCAUCCGGUCCCAGUUUCCUGUCGACCUGCAUUAAACUCCUCCCCUAAUACGGCAUUUUCAGUGAUAAAAGACGGGCAGGAGCCAUCACCUGUGUCAACAGUGAUAUUCAUAAAAAAAGGGCAGCAGGGUACACCUGAACCAAGUAAAAAAGGGCAGCAGGGUACACCUGUACCAAGUGUUCCAUCACUUAAAGGAUAUGAUACAGUCCAAGCAUUGAGUUCUUUGUUAAGAGAAAAACCUUCACCUCGCUCUGGUGUGUCUCUGUUACAAGGACAAAAUACACCUGUGUCUCAAGGACAGAAUACACCUGUGUCUCAAGGACUGAAUACACCUGUGUCAGGUGCUUUACAAGGACAGAAUACACCUUUGUCACAAGGACAACAAACACCUGUAUCAGGAGCGUUACAAGGACAACAUACAUCUGUGUCAGGAGCGUUACAAGGACAACAUACAUCUGUGUCAGGAGUGUUACAAGGACAACAUACAUCUGUGUCAGAUUCAUCACAGGGACAACAUACAUCUGUGUCAGAUUCAUCACAGGGACAACAUACAUCUGUGUCAGAUUCAUCACAAGGACAACAUACAUCUGUGUCAGAUUCAUCACAGGGACAACAUACAUCUGUGUCAGGUGCGUUACAACAUACAUCUGUGUCAGGUGCGUUACAAGGACAACAUACACCUGCAUUACAUGGACAGAUAACACCUAUGUCAUGUGUUUCAGUUUUACAAGGACAGACUUCCCCUGUAAAGGGAUUUCCUGCCCCUAGUAUUCCAUUGUCAAAAGGCACACAGAAUGGUCCACAUGUUCCUCAUUUUUUAUUGAUUAAAGGAGGGCAACAUUUUCCUUCUCCAGGUGUGUCUAUGAUGACAAGUGGACAGCAUACAUCACAUGUCCCAGGGUUCUUACUGAUCAGGGGAGGCAAGCAGACGUCACAUGGGUCAGAUUUACAUGGUGAACUCCAGGGAGAACAAAAAGAAAAGGAAACGAAUGAGAUGGCUGCAGAAGACAUUGGAGAACUUGAAAUGUGUCAGGUGUGUUACAAGGAGACAACAUACACCUGCAGAAAUACGUGGACAGAGAGACAUCUAUGUCAUGUGUUUCAGUUUUACAAGGACAGACUUCCCCUGUAA